AGCCCCGGGCGAGGAUCAGAUACCUUCUUCAAGAACCUUCUUAAUCUGCGAGAAUGCAGACUACAGUACAUACAAGGUCGUCUCAAAUUAACAAUCUUCAAGGCUCCAAUUCCCCCUACAAAUACGGGAGCCUGCCCGCCUUCUUGCUUCACCAGCUACCUACACUGCAAGAGGAAGCAAAGCAAUUUCCAAACCAAAUCAGUUUUUCACAGCAGAGUUCUGCAGCUAGCCGAUCGGCAAUGGCGACCAAGAUCUACAUCGUGUACUACUCGACAUGGGGACACGUCGCCACGCUCGCGGAGGAGAUCAAGAAAGGCGCCGACACCGUCCCCGGUGUCGAGGUCACCGUCUGGCGGGUGCCGGAGACGCUGCCGGAGGAGGUGCUGGGGAAGAUGCACGCGGCGCCGGGGCGCGAGGACCACCCAGUUAUAACGGCGUCCCAGCUGGCCGAGGCCGACGGCAUCCUGUUCGGCUUCCCGACGCGGUUCGGCAUGAUGGCGGCGCAGAUGAAAGCCUUCUUUGACUCCACCGGCGGCCUCUGGCAGGAGGGCUCCCUCGCCGGCAAGCCUGCGGGCAUCUUCCUCGCCACAGGUACGCAGGGUGGCGGCCAGGAGACCACGGCCCUCACGGCCAUCACGCAGCUGACGCACCACGGCAUGCUCUUCGUGCCCGUCGGCUACACGCACGGCGCCGGCAUGUUCGCCAUGGACGAGGUCAAGGGCGGCAGCCCGUACGGAUCCGGCACCUUCGCCGGCAAAGAUGGCGGCAGGACGCCCAGCGACGCCGAGCUCGCCUUGGCGGCGCACCAGGGGAAGUACUUCGCCGGCAUCGCCAAGAAGCUCAACGCCGUCUGAACUUGAACUGCUCGGGAUUGCACAACGUGUGUGGAUGAUUUCCAGUUGCACAAUUUGUUUAUUUAGCAAUUACUACACUCUUACUGGCUUUUAUAUCUUGUUUCGAAAGAAUAAUAAUGCACAUGGGUGAGUUCGGGUUCC
Triticum aestivum (bread wheat) is the source of this 995-nucleotide messenger RNA. Its product is annotated as quinone-oxidoreductase QR2. The transcript has 2 exons. The record is from RefSeq and is a predicted model, not a curated record. Gene Ontology annotation, molecular function: NAD(P)H dehydrogenase (quinone) activity; FMN binding. Lineage: Eukaryota; Viridiplantae; Streptophyta; Magnoliopsida; Poales; Poaceae. The coding region runs from base 54 to 854 and encodes 266 amino acids. Gene Ontology annotation, cellular component: membrane.